Molecule: messenger RNA, 429 nt
Organism: Heterostelium album PN500
Lineage: Eukaryota; Evosea; Eumycetozoa; Acytosteliales; Acytosteliaceae
Exons: 4
Coding region: 1-429 (142 amino acids)
Source: RefSeq, a predicted model, not a curated record
AUGACAAAAAAAUUGAUCAGAGAUAAUAUCGAUACGAUCAUAUUUUCAUUAGUUUGUAAGAGAUUCUAUCAAAAUAGAGAUACACUCAUACAAUGGCAAUUAACUAAAAACAAUGCCUAUAAAUACUUGGAGGAUAAACAUUUUCAACAUUUUCAUUUGAAUUCUUUUAAAUCUAUACUUUUGAAAUCAUUAGAUUUAUAUUAUAUCGAUAAUAGUUUUAAUGAUAAUGAAAAUAAUGAAAUCAAUUCAAAUAUAAAUAGUUUAGCAUUUUCAGGUGGAUUCACAGGCCAAUUAGUUAGAUCGAUGUUUCCAGAUUGUAUUACUACUUUUGGUGACACAUCUAACGUUUGGCGGAAAGUUCAAUCAGAUCCUAGAGGUCGGUGUGCUCCCGUCCAAUCUGAAGUUCUUGGCAUUCGGAACGGACUUUAA